Messenger RNA from Protomyces lactucae-debilis, 225 nucleotides. RefSeq lists its product as uncharacterized. The record is from RefSeq and is a predicted model, not a curated record. NCBI's taxonomy places the organism in Eukaryota, Fungi, Ascomycota, Taphrinomycetes, Taphrinales, Protomycetaceae. Gene Ontology annotation, biological process: regulation of transcription by RNA polymerase II. The annotation marks the transcript as partial. Gene Ontology annotation, cellular component: chromatin. The transcript has a single exon. Gene Ontology annotation, molecular function: RNA polymerase II cis-regulatory region sequence-specific DNA binding; DNA-binding transcription factor activity, RNA polymerase II-specific.
AUGUCUAAUGCGAGUGCAUCCAUCGCUGCAGGUCCGAGCAAGGCAAAGCCAUAUGUCUGCCUCACCUGCACGCGUCCCUUUGCCCGCCUCGAGCAUCUCAAGCGCCAUGAACGCUCGCACACAAAGGAGAAGCCUUUUACGUGCGAGCAGGCAGGAGACAUGCAAGGCUGUGGACGCUCUUUUGCACGCAGGGACUUGCUCCUGCGUCACCAGCAAAAGAUUCAC